Molecule: messenger RNA, 2727 nt
Organism: Sycon ciliatum
Lineage: Eukaryota; Metazoa; Porifera; Calcarea; Leucosolenida; Sycettidae
Product: histone-lysine N-methyltransferase SMYD3-like
Exons: 11
Coding region: 46-1389 (447 amino acids)
Cellular component (GO): nucleus
Molecular function (GO): protein binding
Source: RefSeq, a predicted model, not a curated record
ACUCUGGAGACUAGUACAGUGACUGACUGAGUAGGACAGAAAACAAUGGCUGGUGAGAAAUCAUCAUCGGACUGCUUAUCGGUCACCAAUGUUGAAGGGAAAGGCCGUGGCUUGCUAACUUGCAAGCCCUUAGCUGCUGGACGUGAAAUCUUGAUUGAGAAACCACUCUUUCAUCUUUCGGUCAAGAGCAAUGUCUGUGACUUUUGCUUGAGAGAGGAUGAGAGUUGCAAACGCUGCACAGCAUGCAAGCUUGUCUACUACUGUGGUCGUGGCUGUCAGAAAUCGGCGUGGAAAGUGCACCGGCUUGAAUGCCCAAACUUGCAAAAUGUUCCAGCACCACCGUCCGGUGAACUUCCCCAUCAAAGCUUUCGAUUUGUUGGCCGUGCCCUGCUGGUCGGUGUCAGUGAGGGCAGUACAUGUCUGGACGAAAUGAAAGACAUGGAGGCACAUUUGGAUAAAUACAUGAACAAUGGCAGUGCUGUCAGCAGCUUGCUGUUCAUCAUGACAAAGUACCUUGGUGGUGCUAGCAGUCACUCGUUUGACCAGAGCUUGAUCAUCGCUAUAGCUGCAAAGGUUGCUUGUAACAGCAUGAGUAUUUACAACUCCGAGUUUCAGAAUACUGGCAUAGGCCUAUAUGCACGGUUGUCGAAAAUAAACCACUCCUGCGAUCCGAAUUGCGUUGUCAUGUUUAAUGGGCCGACGGCACAUCUUCGCACUCUCAAAGCUAUUGCUGAAGGUGAAGAGAUAACGAUCAGCUACAUUGAUGUGCUCAAUACCACGGAGAGACGCAGGGACCUGCUUCGAACACAGUUCCACUUCUUCUGCACGUGUCCCGUGUGCGUUCGAAGCUCACAAGGCGAUCAGGAUGCAAGCACCGGGACUGUAGCGCUGCUGGACAUGGCACCUGUCGCUCAGCGAGCCGAUGCCAGCUGCCCGGCGUGCGCUGAUGACUGUGGCUUUCCAACAACAUGGGACACCGGCGAUGCAGCGCGUAAGGCCUUAACUGCAAUCACAAAGCUACUGCAGUGUGCCACUUGUUCGUUGGGCGACAGCUCCCCGGCGCACUGUCGCUUGAAAGACGCGGCCAGCGACUGCUGCGUGGCUUUGAAAAGCUACGGCGACGCGCUGCGUUUCUCGUCGACUACUUUACCCGUGUAUCGCCAGUACUACGGCCGACAGCAUCCCAACGUUGGAGUCCAGCUGAUGCGUGUCGGCAAGCUGUGCCUGUGUGUCAAUGAGGAUGCCAAGGGCAUGGAGUGCUUCAGGGAGGCGCUAACCAUCCUGCAGAUUUCUCAUGGAGACGGCCACCCACUUGUGAAUGAGUGUCUGGAAAACUACUAUGGUCUUGUACAACAGCAGCAGCAGCAGCAACAUUUGUCUAUACGAUAGUCGCAUGCCCGCUGCUGUAACACGAAUAUACCCUAUCCGUCUCAUACAGCUCUGAGAGCCUUGGCGUGGGAUGUUGAUGAAGAGCAGUUCUCAAGCUCUUCUCUCUUCAGUCAUACACAACUGACAUCAUGCUAGAGCAGAACCUUGCUGACUGAGCAACACGAUUACAGUUGUCAUUCAAUUAUGCCCAGUGUGCUACUGGUCCAAGGAGACAACCCAGCAACAACCUAUAGAUUGGAGAUCUGCCCUACCUACCUACUUUGUUGACUUGCAGUAUUUCCAGGUUGGCACCUUGUGGAUGCAGAGUUGCCUCUGACGCACAGCUAUGAUCCGGUGAGAGAUGACGGCUAUGCCAUAUGCCUCCUGAUGAGGCCAGUACAGCACGAGAGUGACUGGAGGCGUUGUUCUGCGAUGCACAUUGUGCAUUGAUCGGAUCGCCAGCAGUACAUAGUAAGAGACAGGGAUGUGUUCUUUCCAGCAGCGGAACCCAUUGGAACCUGUUAGGGUGCUUCCUGCUCAGAGAAAGCUGCUGGAGUUUCUCUCGUUUGCAGGUAGCCUCGUAAGCUGCCUCAACUGGAGCGGUGCGUGGCUUGAUGACGAACAUCAGAGCAUUGCUGUAUGGUGCAACACGGCAAGCAUUUGGCCAUGGCCCGUAUGAAGCCUAGCUCGUCUUUGGCAUUGACCACCAGCACUUCCAGCACUGUUACAUGGACCUGAACGUGCCUAUGGUGCAAAUGCUGUGCUGCUGCUCUACGUGUGUAAGAACGACUGUUGGAAUAGAACACAUGUGCAAUUAUGAACCUGUGGCCCAUGUAUCCCAUGAACCUGUGGCCCAUGUAUCCCAUCUAUGCUGCAUACUACUACUUUUAAAGUAUAAGCUACAUUUGAUGAGCUUGCUUAUAGUGACCUUCGUGACAAGUUCAGCCCAUUUGAAUGGUGCAUGAUUGUGUUGCUUUGGUGCUUGUUGGCGGCACACCAGAAAAAUCCGUUGUCGGCUGUGCCACAGUGAUUGCCGGUAUGUUCUUCUCUAGAUUUAUUUGCCCAUGCACCCCGACCUUCACUUCACUCACCACAAAAUGCGGGGUGUGCAGGCUUUAAAAAAAUGUUUAAUGCUCUUUAUCUUUCCGUGACACUGCAAAGCCUCAAGCAAGGGGUUUCAGUGCUGAAUUCUUUAAGUCUUGGCUUUUCGCGGCAGCAGCAAGCGGCAUCCAAUGCAUGUUCUUCCAUGUGUCACCGCAAUCGAUAAUCUAUUUGCCGUGUACAGUAUGCGGUAGUUUUCGAUGCAUUCAGCGGCCAGCGCUGCAGGGCAGUAUGCAGUCAGUACUGCGUGUGAUCACA